Messenger RNA from Cladophialophora immunda, 1968 nucleotides. RefSeq lists its product as uncharacterized. The record is from RefSeq and is a predicted model, not a curated record. The transcript is spliced from 2 exons. The coding region runs from base 1 to 1968 and encodes 655 amino acids. Lineage: Eukaryota; Fungi; Ascomycota; Eurotiomycetes; Chaetothyriales; Herpotrichiellaceae.
AUGGACGACCGUGGAUUCAUCCUGGACAGCGAUGCCACCGCCCGCGAUGUCUACAGCACUCUCCAUGGCGACGAGAUUCGCACCUUGUUGCUUGCUCCAGGCGAGAAAGGCACGCCCAUUAGCUGUGAGAUGCAGGUGAUAGCAUCUCCCAGGAGCACUCAAUUCGAGGCCCUGUCAUACGUCUGGGGCGAAACCAGGCCAUCGAAGCUCAUCUCUUGCAACGGCUUUGACUUUCCCGUGACCGACUCUCUAUACACAGCUCUUUUUCAUCUGCGGUAUACGGAUGCCUGGAGAAGGUUAUGGGUAGACCAGCUCUGCAUCAAUCAAACCCAGGGUCAGGAGUUGAUGAAACAAGUCGGGUUGAUGGGAAGUCUUUAUUCCUCUGCGUGCCGUGUCAUCGUCUGGCUCGGCAAGUAUGACCAAAAGAUGUCGCUGGCAUUCGAAAUGCUGCACGAGACCUCUCUGAGUUUGAGCCUCGUUCGAUCUGACUUCCUGAACUCGUCGAGUGGACCAUCGACACCCCGAACAAGAUCGCUCACGCCUCGGGGGACGUCCAGGUCUCCGCGACUGUCGCGAUAUCCUAGCCGUGCCUCGGGCUCGCGUGAAAGCCUCAGCAGCCUCUCCUCCUCGACUUCGAGCCUGACUAGCUUGCCGUCUCCCCGGCCGAAGAAUAAACGGCACAACACUCCUCCCGCCUUGAAGCACGCAUUGUCGAUUUUCCAGCACGUGUACUUCACGAGGAAGUGGACAUUCCAAGAGAUAAUUCUGGCCAAGGCCGCAAUCAUCUGCUGCGGCGACCUCGAAAUGGCAUGGAGUGACUUGUCCCUUUGGUAUUUCCAUUAUGCCUCCAAACUACGCAGCUCGAGUCUCUUGUACGACUCCGAUGGCUCCUUUGAGAAUAUCCUGACAGUAAGGAACGAACUGGACAAGGGCACACUGAAGCUGAGUAAGUUGCUCAUGCUGACCCGGCCGAGGACGAGCACGAAACCCGAAGACGCGAUUUAUGCACUGCUGGGCUUGAUGCCCGACUUGCUCGAGGCUUUGGAGUCGAAGUCGAAAAUCCAACAGUCCUCCGAGACGAUAUAUUUUCCGGGGGAGGACUUGUUCUGCCUCUACCUAAAGGUCUUUCUAUACUGCAUCGAGAAAGAGCACGACUUGGCUAUCCUAAGCGCCGCUGGCAGGUACAGGAGCAGUGCCCAAGCGAGUUGGCCAUCCUGGUUACCAGACUGGAGGCAAUCCCUGCCCCUCCGGCCCUUGAUCCUCACGGAUUCUACAGAUCUUGACGCAGACUCCGCCUUUGCUGAAGACGCCCCCAAAGAUGCCACCCCUGUGCAACACGCUGCGAAAUCGCCCAUCUUCAAGUUGAAUCUCCUGCCCGCUUUGCCAACUUCAUCGAUGUCAGCCCGAACCUCUCUGACAGUAUUUGGUGUGCGACUUGGCUGUCUGGUUACGCGUCAACUAUCUUGGCCCAGCGUUUUCCUGGUUGCCGACUCACAGGCUGAGUCUUUACUGAACAGUAGAGUGGAUGAAGGCCAAUUCACCCAGCCACUUGCAUCCCUGGCACCAUCACUCUCUGACAGACUCCUGAAAUCCGGCCAGGCCACAUAUCACGGGCCAAACCAGAGUUACGCGGCUUCUUUGGUGCAGAAAUCACUCAAAAGCGGCGCGCAAUGUCGUUCCGUAAGGACUUCUGCCGUGGUGGAACCUGGAGAUUGGCUCUGCGCCUUCAGGGGUGGGAGUGUGCUAUACGCUGUUCGUCCGCUUGUCGAGUUUAAUGCUCACCAAGCAAACUCCACCUCAGUGACGAGAGGGAGAUCGUUGCGCCAUUCGAAAGCACCAACAUCGUCGGUCGCCAGCGCCGUACAGCGCGCCAAAUACCUGUUCCUUGGUGAAUGCGCAGUGCACGGCCUGAAUCCAAGCGAGAUCCUGGAUUAUCGAGAUGAAACGAUCGAGUUUGAGCUGACAUGA